This is a messenger RNA of Chenopodium quinoa (quinoa), 1858 nucleotides long. RefSeq names its product DExH-box ATP-dependent RNA helicase DExH16, mitochondrial-like. The record is from RefSeq and is a predicted model, not a curated record. Gene Ontology annotation, biological process: RNA catabolic process; mitochondrial RNA 3'-end processing. The coding region runs from base 153 to 1304 and encodes 383 amino acids. Lineage: Eukaryota; Viridiplantae; Streptophyta; Magnoliopsida; Caryophyllales; Amaranthaceae. Gene Ontology annotation, cellular component: mitochondrial degradosome. Gene Ontology annotation, molecular function: hydrolase activity, acting on acid anhydrides; RNA helicase activity. The transcript is spliced from 11 exons.
ACGGACAAAUUUUUUCAAAUAAUUUGAACACAGGUAAGAGGGAUGUGUAAGGGUAUUGGCUGCUUUAUUAUUGUGAUUUGUCAUUUACUCUCCUUGAUCUCUUCUUUAAAGUUUGUGCCAAGAGCCAAUCUUGCUUCUUUAUCAGCUAAUAUAUGUUGUUUCUUUCAUUGUUUUUUUUUUUUUUUUUUUUUUUUUUUUUUUUUUUUUUAUCCCUGUUUGUUAUGCAGAUAAAAUAUUAUGAUAGGUUAUCACCUCUGGAACCAUCAAAGGUGCCUCUUGGAUCAUUUACGAAUAUAAAAAAGGGGGAUUGCAUAGUUACCUUUUCACGUCGUCAAAUAUAUAAUUAUAAAAGAAAAAUUGAAAAUGAGGGAAAUCAUCUUUGCUCUGUUGUGUACGGUUCACUACCCCCGGAAACUCGUACGAGACAGGCAACUAUGUUUAAUGAUGCUACCAGUGAGUUUGAUGUUCUUGUGGCUAGUGAUGCUAUUGGAAUGGGUCUCAAUUUAAAUAUUUCCAGAAUCAUAUUUUCAACGCUGCAAAAGUUUGAUGGUCAAGAGAUGCGUGAUCUGACUGUGCCAGAGAUUAAGCAAAUAGCAGGAAGAGCUGGUAGAUAUGGGUCCAAGUAUCCACUUGGUGAAGUGACAUGUCUAAACGAGGAAGAUCUACUACUACUACAUUCGUCACUCAACUCUCCAUCUCCAGACCUAGAGCGUGCGGGAUUGUUUCCGAGCUAUGAUCUUUUGCUCAUGUAUUCAAGAGCGAAUCCACAAAAUGGAUUGUACCAGAUAUUGGAACACUUUUCAAUCAAUGCUAAAUUAGCAUCAAAUUACUUCAUGUCCAAUUGUGAAGAAUUGCUGAAAGUAGCUGCCAUUAUUGACGAGCUGCCACUUGGUUUGCGUGAGAAAUAUAUUUUCUGUAUCAGUCCAGUUGAUGUGGACGAUGAUAUAUCAUCGCAAGGACUUGUGCAGUUGAUUUUACUCUGUAAAUAUAUAUGUGGACAGUUUGCACAAACAUAUGCCAAGAAAGGCAUUGUUAAUUUACGGGAGAUUUUCACACCUGGGACGCUUAAGGUGCCUAAAACACCAGCUGCUAUGCAAGAACUGGAAUCUAUUCAUAAGGUCUUGGAGCUUUAUGUGUGGUUGAGUUAUCGCUUGGACGAUUCAUUUCCUGACCGUGAAAUGGCAGCUUCCCAGAAGUCUAUUUGUAGCAUGUUGAUCGAAGAGUUCCUAGAGCAACAUGGUUGGCAGCAGCCACGGUUCAAGAAAAAAUUAGCCCUUUCAAAAUUCUCUUUUAUCCCUGUAUAAAAGGCCACAACUGUAGUCUCCCCUUUGGUGUAAUCCUGAUAAUAUUGCUAUUUCCGUCAAGCCUAUCAGUUCUUUUCAAAAACUGUACUGUGCGAAGUAAGCGUACGGGAUAAAGUACUCCUCAAGUGACUGCGAUGCCAUGCUUUUCCAAAGUGUUUGGUCUCAUAGAGUUCACAAUUGAAAUGGCAAUGACAGUUCAUAUACUCAGUCGACAAGCAAAAUAUUACUCGUAGUUGUUGGAAGAAAAUACAUGAUCAACAAGACUUAAGUUGCUUUCCUCACGUAUACCUCAUUGUAAUCAUACAAUUGUCUUCUAAAUGAAAAAAAUUAAGUGUAAAUAGUUUCACUUUAUAGUUUGUUAAUUUAUUUAUUUAAUACCUUGUUUUUAGUUUACGUUUUUGUUAAUGAAUGAAUAAAUUAUAAAACAGUUGAGAACUAAAUGCAUAGGGUAAUCACAUAUUUUACAGAUUGUGUUUGAUUCAACUUGUGCAGUCUUGCUCAAUUUGGACUUUCAACUUCUGGAGUCCAAUGGAAUUUUAAAACGUACUUCGUAU